UAUACGGAGUAGGGGAAACAACUACAAUGACAUCAGAAAAGAAAAGUUUAGCUGGCAAGAUUGCCAUAGUGACAGGUGCAUCCAGUGGAAUUGGAGAAGCUAUAGGAAUAACAUUAGCUAAAGCUGGAGCUAAAGUGGCAUUAGCCGCCCGACGGGUAGAUAAACUAGAAGAUGUGAAAAGAAGAAUAGAGGAAUUUGGAGGAGUUUGCAUUCAAGUCAAAACAGAUGUUGCUGUCAGAAGCGAUGUUAAGGAACUAGUGAGGAGAACAGAAACAGAAUUGGGACCAGUCGAUAUAAUGAUCAACAAUGCGGGAACAUGGUAUUAUACACUGGUUAAAAACUUACACGAAGAUAAAUGGGAUCAAAUGAUAGAUGUUAACUGUAAGGGAUUGACUAAUGGCGUCGGAGCAGUUAUAGAUCAGAUGGUAAAGCGCAACUCUGGUCAUAUUGUUAAUAUAUCGUCUGAUUCUGGCAAGAAGGGAUUUCCUGGUCUGGCAGUGUAUACCGGAAGCAAAUUUUUUAUGGAGGGAUUCUCCCAGACAUUAAGACAGGAAGUAUGUAAGCUGGGAAUUCGAGUAACUGUUGUCCAACCUGGUAGUGUCAAUGUUCCGGAUAAGGCAGACAAACAUAUCGAUCCAGAGGUUAAGAUAUUUGAAGAAACGUUAUCUGGUAAAUCACUUGAACCAGAAGAUAUAGCCAAUGCUGUUCUGUAUGCUGUCACACAACCUGAUUACGUCGGAGUAAAUGAAAUACUGGUUCAACCUAGAGAUAAGCCGUUCUAAACAAAACUACAUUUUUAUUUGUAUUGACGCAUAAACAAUUAUUUACUUAAUGUGUUGUAGAUUAAUCUCUUGUAUUAGAUGGUUAUUCUUCAGCGUGUGGCUUUUAUGAGUUAUUCAAGUUGAAUGUUAAUCUUUUGAUAGAAUAUUCACUUUGCAUGUUUCAUCUAAAUAUUCUAAAUAUCACCCAACAUGACUAUAUGUUAUCAAUCUUUUUAAUAACACAUUCUAUAUUUGAGAUAAUUAAACAUUGCUAUUGUAUCCUUUCAGUCUUAAAAAAAAUAUGUAAACUGAAAGAAAAUUUAAACCAACUAAAGGAAAUCGAAACCUUAAAAGAUGACUGCAGUCCAUGUUUUAUUUGAUGGCAGUUAAAAAGUCUAUGAGCAUUACAGUAUGUAUGAGCUCUUGCUCUGAGUGUAUCUGAAGACAUUAAUAGCCUUUUUUGGUUGCAUAUCUACAUGCUUAUAACACACAUGUCAUUUAUUUUGAAAUUGGUAAAAAUAUCAUUACACAUGUAUGUGUAUUUCACAUUAUUUUAAUAACAAAGGAAGCAUCAACUGAACAUUUUGAGUCCCAAGAUUCAUCACAAUGUAAUUCAUUGAAGAUCUGCAUUUUAGAUGAAGAAAAUAAAGACUUGUGUAUAAUCUUGGUGAUAAAAAAUAAACAAUUUUCAUAAAGAUUUUCAUAACGGAAUUUCUUUUUACAGGAAAAUACGUCUGAGAGCUUUGAUAUGCAAGUAUUUGAUUUAUUUUGCGGGAAAACGCUGUGUUUUGAUACAAAGCAAUCUGCCAGAGUUCAAACGAUAAAGAUAUAAGCAGUUUUGUACGUUGUACUUAAACAUGCUUUCAAAUAUUCGAUUUUAAGAGUUGUUGUAAAAGUAAAAAAUGUUUAAGAAACAUAUUUCCUGGACUUUUCCUUCCAAUGUGCAUUAGACAAUGAAAUUGAGAAUGGAAAUGGGGAAUGUGUCAAAGAGACAACAGCCCGACCAAAGAGCAGAUAACAGUCGAAGUCCACCAAUGGGUCUUAAAUAC
Messenger RNA from Mytilus californianus (California mussel), 1810 nucleotides. RefSeq lists its product as uncharacterized. Lineage: Eukaryota; Metazoa; Mollusca; Bivalvia; Mytilida; Mytilidae. The coding region runs from base 27 to 782 and encodes 251 amino acids. Gene Ontology annotation, biological process: fatty acid elongation. The transcript is spliced from 6 exons. Gene Ontology annotation, molecular function: oxidoreductase activity. Gene Ontology annotation, cellular component: endoplasmic reticulum. The record is from RefSeq and is a predicted model, not a curated record.